CCCGUUUCAACCAGGUCUUCACUCUUGGCAUGUUCAUCAUUGAAAAUGGCUGCUAGUGUGGGCCUGGUCAACUGGAACGCUUGCUCGCUAAAGAGCAAAAUAAUUGAGCUGAAGGAUUUCCUUGAGGAGAAGGAAAUAGACGUGGCGUUCAUCACCGAAACGCACCUAAAAGCGGAGGUGAACGUCAACAUCCAGGACUUCCGCAUCGUGCGACUCGACCGGCCGACCAGGGGAGGCGGUGUGGCCAUCGCUCUUCGCUACAACAUCAACUGUCGUCUGCUUCCAGCUCAGUGUCAUCGAGGCCAUCGGUGUCGAAAUCACCACUUCGGUCGGCACAAUCGCGCUCAUCGCGGCGUACUGUCCAACGCAAGCCAAAGCCGGCGAUGGAUCAUCGGCUGCCCUUUGGAGGGACAUCGUCAAGCUUACGCGGAGGCAAGGUCAGUUUAUCAUUGCCGGCGACCUCAAUGCCAAACAUCAAGCCUGGGGCAACAGUCACGGCAAUCGAAACGGCAUCAUCUGGAGCAACGACUUGUAGGAAGGGCACUACACGAUCUUGAGCCCGGAUUCCCCCACUCGGCUGAGUCGGUCCGGUGUCCACGCAACCCUCGACCUCUACAUAACAAACCUGAGUGACCACGUCUCGCAGCCGGUCGUCUACCAGGAGCUCAGUUCGGAUCACUAUCCGGUGGUGGCGGAACUGGGCUCCUCGGUCAAUCGGCACCAGCAGUUACGGCGAAACUACCAUCGAGUGAACUGGCAGCGGUUCCAGCAGUGCGUCGAUAACACCGUCGAUUACGAGGUGCGUCCGGAGACGCCGGAAAGUAUCGACCGCCAGCUUUGCGCUAUCGAGGAGGCGAUCACGGCGGCCCGGGAGCAACAUGUACCGACGGCUCGGCAGAUCAAUGAUUUCGGAAACCCGCAUUAAAACAUCAUCGUCCGUCAGUGUUUGUUUAUAACAUUGCGUGUUCUCGACGGCUUUGGACAUCUUCGUUGGAUUUUCUACCACGAAACUCACAAAA
Messenger RNA from Armigeres subalbatus, 1019 nucleotides. RefSeq lists its product as uncharacterized. The transcript has 2 exons. Bases 46 to 633 code for a protein of 195 amino acids. The record is from RefSeq and is a predicted model, not a curated record. NCBI's taxonomy places the organism in Eukaryota, Metazoa, Arthropoda, Insecta, Diptera, Culicidae.